AUGUGGUCAACACACGCAGCGCCUGCGCCUAGCCACCGGGGCCAGACGAGAAUGGCCAAAACAUAUCCGUCCGCCGCCGCCGCCUCCUCCUCCUCGCACCACCACCAAUAUACCGUCUCUGCCCUCGAGGCUGAAAACUACGCCGACUUCCUCGAGCCAGCUGUCGAGAGACCCCCUUCCCCCGGCGGGCUACGAGCUCUCAGCAACAAGCACCAAGCAUUACAACACCAACAGGCUGGCUCGUCCGCCGCAUCAUCCUUGAUCUCCUACGCUUCGCUGGACCGCCGGCCGUCGUGGGAGCAGGCCCUCGAGUCCUUCUCGCUCUCGAGAAAAUCCUCUGUUAAGUCUACGACCAGCAGCAUGCCCUCGCGGGAACGCCCAGAGAGCGUGCAGGCCAUCGGAAAGGCCAUCUUCAACCGCAAGUCCAAGUUCAGGCGGGAGAGCCUUGCCACGAGCGGCAGCUCGACCUACUCAUCCGAGGUGACACUGGAUGUCACGAGCGACCGGGGCAGGGCAGCAUCCGCCGUCAACAAGGACCACAUCUCAUCGGCCAUGAGCCUCUUCAACCGCCGAAAAACCGUCCAGGCAGUAGAGGAGGCCCAGAAGAGACCAUCGAUAUCGAGCCCUUUUAACUUCCAACACGUCACACAGAUCCAGCGGGACCAGCUGCCCAAUCUUGAGCGGGCCAACUCGACAACGCUGCGCAAGGAGAUGGCAAUCGCACGGAGUCCCCCGAGGUCCAUCAGGGGAGGCCCAUCACGGGGGCCCUCGGCCGAGGACCUACGCGUGCCUAACUUCUCGUCCAAGACGUCCAGGCCUUACAACGACGAGGAGUCCAUUCCGCCUCACGUCGUGCCGCACAGCCGCGAGGGCAGCCUGUCGCAACCUCCUAGCGCGCAGAACUCGCCCCCAAGGCAGUGGGUCAAGCAGGUCAAGUCGCAGGAUCACAUGCGCGGGCCCCCACCUCCUCGACCGCCUCGAUCCCCGACGGAAUUGGACCUCAACUACUUCGACUUUGCUCCUCCUCCUGCGACCGGCCCAGUGCCUCCAGCACGGCAUCCUAGCCGCGGCGCAUCGAUCCCACGCCGCGAUUCCGAGGCCUUGGGGCAUCAUCAGCAGGGAAUGAAUGCCUUCCGCUUUCCAGCACCCCUGAACCUGCAGCUCGGCGGCGGCGAUGCCUACACUGUCUCUACCCCCCCACUCGGGUCUCCUGGGUGCCCCAGCCCAGCCGCAGCACCUGCAGAGAAUCGCCGGUUUUCACGUAUCUUUGUGCCUGCAGAGAACCCCAACUGGCCUCUGACCGCGCCGCUGAACAAUGCCAGCGUCAUGGCAUUCGAUGCAGGUCUUCCUGACGUGCCCGAGGAGGAGGAGCAGAGCGGACUGCCAAAGAGAUCGCGCGCGAGCUCGCGCAGUACACAUUCGUCGCUGAAGGGGUCGAUCUCGGUACCAGCCCUGCGACAGGCGUCCAUCUCGAAUGCUGGCUGUCCUCCUUCUUCCCAUAACAAGCGUGCAAGCCAUCGUGAGUCUGUCGUCUUUGGCCAGUACGAUAUCUACGCUCUGCAACAGCCUGCGAGGGACAGGAUGACGACGACGGCUGCGACUGAACAGGUCGACGCGGAGCCACUACGACGGGAUAGCUGGGAAGAUGUGAUUGACUACUGCUACGAGCACGAGAUGGAGGCUGACUGCGACUAUGAUUGGCACCGACCAUCGGUCGACAUGUCGCAAUAUGCAGCACGCGCUGCGUCGAUAGCGCUGGCGUGUGAGGACGAAGGGCUGAUCUUGUCCCGGCCUACUUCUGACGUACCUGCGCUGAGCCCCUCUAGCCGCUUGUCUCCUCGGACCAGCCAUGAGGCGAUCACGCCGGCGCUUGCUGCUACGGUUGCGAGGUCACCCACCAGCGCAAACUUCUCGUUGCCUCGACGAGAUGGCCUCAGGAACCAGCGCCACCUCCAUGUGCGCACCGAGUCGCAGACCAGCUUUAAGGAGGCACAGGGCUUCUCGCUCUCGCCGUCCUUUCUGAUCCCGAACGAUUACCAUCACGAACUCCUCGCAGCUCGUACCGAGCAGCAGCAGCACGAGGACCCGGAGAGCAUCGCCCAGGCGGUCACACUGGAGGAGGACCCGACGCUGACGAUGGAGAACUCGAGCCUUUUCGUGCCAGCCAGGGCGAGCAACUCGACCACCACCAGCAACAGUAACCUGUCGUCCCGCUCUGUCUUUGAGCGGCACAUCUCGGCCACAUCGAGCAACACCGACUAUACGCGCCUCACCAUGAGCACUAGCUCCGACAUGGACACCUUUGUCUUCAAGGACGACUCUCCGACCGCCACCACCAAUUUCAACAACAUGGAGGACCAGAUCCCUGAGAUCCACGAGGUGCUUGCCUCGCCCGCCGUCCACGCACGUUCGCAGAGUGCCGCCGGCCUCCUCGGCAGCCCGUCGUCCUCGUCCAACAAGGCUACGCCAACCUUGAGCCGGGAUACACACAACAGCGACUCGAACCUCGUGGGUCUGCAGUCCCAAUCCUCUCCCAAGCGCCAGACCGCCGCCGGGGGGCGCGCCCGGUCCAGGACGAUGAGCUCCACCCCGGGGCAGUUCUCCCUGUUCCCCGCCGUACCCAGCAGCAAGGCUCCCCCACCACGAGGCUGA
This is a messenger RNA of Cryphonectria parasitica EP155, 2652 nucleotides long. RefSeq lists its product as uncharacterized. NCBI's taxonomy places the organism in Eukaryota, Fungi, Ascomycota, Sordariomycetes, Diaporthales, Cryphonectriaceae. Bases 1 to 2652 code for a protein of 883 amino acids. The transcript is spliced from 3 exons. The record is from RefSeq and is a predicted model, not a curated record.